Molecule: messenger RNA, 405 nt
Organism: Trypanosoma rangeli
Lineage: Eukaryota; Euglenozoa; Kinetoplastea; Trypanosomatida; Trypanosomatidae
Exons: 1
Coding region: 1-405 (134 amino acids)
Source: RefSeq, a predicted model, not a curated record
AUGCGGCGAAACCUUGCCGCCCACAUGCCGCCUCCACGCUCCCUGUGUGUGCCGGUGGGACCCGGUGCAGUCGUCAACGCUGCAUCGCCCGUGCCAGUCGCAACCAGGGGCCUAAACAAAUGUCCUUCUACCGCUACCGUGUUACACGAGGCAGAGGUUCGGCACAUGGCUUUUAAAAGCCCACUUGUAUUCCCUUCACUGCGACUCGGCGCCACGCGCUGCACGUACCGGGCGGUGAGACUGGCAAUCCGUAGUUGCUUUUCCUGUCAAGCCCCGUUGAAUGAGGCAGGUAUCGUUAGACACCGUGUCACAAGAAUCUCAAACAAAAGGCCCUCAGAAAUAUCGGUUCCCAGACAUGCCUGUACGCUUCUCUUAUGUAUGAGCGACGUGCAUGACCCUCCGUGA